CGCAGAGGCAGAAGAGCUCGCCGCCGGUGAUCGACGGAGAGAAGAGCAGCACAAGGCAGGAUGUACAGCGCCGCCGUUCAGAGGUUGGCUGGAAAGGUGGCCGUCAUCACCGGAGGCGCCAGCGGCAUCGGCGAGGCGACGGCCAAGGAGUUCAUCAAGAAUGGCGCCAAGGUCAUCAUCGCCGACGUCCAGGACGAUCUCGGCCACACCGUCGCUGCGGAGCUUGGCCCAAACGCGGCGUACACUCGCUGCGACGUCGCCGACGAGGCCCAGAUAGCGGCGGCCGUCGACCUCGCCGUGACGCGCCACGGCCGGCUCGACGUCCUGUACAACAACGCCGGGAUCACGAGCACCUCCCUGGGGCACCUCGGCACGCUCGACCUCGCCGACUUCGACCGCGUCAUGGCGGUGAACGCCCGCGCGGUGAUCGCCGGCGUCAAGCACGCCGCGCGCGUGAUGGUGCCACGGCGCAGCGGAUCCAUCCUCUGCACGGCCAGCGUGGCCGGCGUGAUCGGCAGCGAGGUGCCCCACGCGUACAGCAUCUCCAAGGCGGCGGCCAUCGGCGUGGUCCGGUCCGCCGCCGGCGAGCUGGCGCGCCACGGCGUGCGGGUGAACGCCAUCUCGCCGCACGGCAUCCCGACGCCGCUGGCGAUGCGCGGGUUCGGCGACGUGCUGCCAUGGGCGACGGCGGAGAAGGUGAAGCGGGUCAUCCAGAAGGACAUGAACGAGCUGGAAGGCACGACGCUGGAGGCCGACGACAUCGCCAUGGCCGCCGUCUACCUGGCCUCCGACGAGGCCAAGUACGUCACCGGCCACAACCUCGUCGUCGACGGCGGCUUCACCGUCGGGAAGCGCCUCAACUUCCCGGCGCCUUGACUUCAAGAAGUCAUCUGCAUUGCUACAGAAAAAAAAUCGAGGAUUUGGAGUUUAAUUUGUCUCAAUUACCAUUUUGUGAAAUGUAGAAUUCUGCUACUAUCAUCUAUCGAACGAAUAAAUGUAUGGAUUUGGACGCAGAUGACCUGAGUCUGAUUAAACGCAGAUAUCCAAAUUAAGCAAGCUUGGUUCACACUAGUGAUUGUUGGAUUUU
Molecule: messenger RNA, 1087 nt
Organism: Oryza brachyantha (malo sina)
Lineage: Eukaryota; Viridiplantae; Streptophyta; Magnoliopsida; Poales; Poaceae
Product: momilactone A synthase-like
Exons: 2
Coding region: 61-876 (271 amino acids)
Source: RefSeq, a predicted model, not a curated record